AUGCGACUUGGAGGAAAACGCGGCGCAAUCAACCGUGCAUAAGGCAGGAAGACAGGCUCCAUCCAUCUCACAAGAGACCACUGACAGUCCGGAGCAAAACGGCCAGUCAAGAGCUGACCUCACCAAUGUGUGGUCCAUUCAGUCGCCCGGAUCCACAGUGUUGAAUCGAUUCUACCAGAUUUCGUUGUUUUUGAUGCUGGUUCGCUGAAGAACUUCGCAAGAGCAUACCCAAGCGUGCAGACUCACAGAGCUGGGGUUAUCCAUUUGCAAUUUUGAAGCAGUGUUUGGUGCAAUCUCUCAGUUGCCAUGAGUGCAUUCGGUGGACCAGGCGGUGGCCAAAUAAACCAAAAGCCUAUCCCUCCACAACGGGGCAGCUUUCCUUUGGAUCACGAUGGCGAGUGCAAGCAUGUCAUGACUUCAUAUCUUGCCUGCAUGAAAAAGGUCAGGGGAGUCAACGAAAACGAGUGUCGUGAGUUUGCCAAGUCGUACCUGGCUUGUCGAAUGGAUCAGUAAGCGACUUCAACUGUCAGAAUCACUUCUCACCGCCAGCACCGCGCUAAAUGGACUAUUGUUGUAGUAAUCUGAUGGCUCGAGAUGAGUUCAAGAACUUGGGUUUCCAAGACCCAGUUAAGGAUAGUUCAAGUAAGGGCGACCCAGGGAAAAAGGGUGAACUGCUCUGGUAACAAAGACCACAAGCGCCCAUGUCAAUAUCUCUGCUCCGUCCAGCGAUACGGGAUAUGGCCCCUUAGCAAUGGACUUACCUGUAAUAUUAGGAUCUCUGUGUAUCCAGACAUUUUGUUACAAUACCCCAAAAUCCACACACAAAUUAAAUUCACGUUAGUUGAUUGUUUCAGUGAGGUGGCCAAUGAACCGUCAGACGACUAAAUUGACAGUUU
This is a messenger RNA of Pyricularia grisea, 896 nucleotides long. RefSeq lists its product as uncharacterized. Lineage: Eukaryota; Fungi; Ascomycota; Sordariomycetes; Magnaporthales; Pyriculariaceae. Gene Ontology annotation, cellular component: mitochondrial intermembrane space. The record is from RefSeq and is a predicted model, not a curated record. The transcript has 2 exons. Gene Ontology annotation, biological process: mitochondrial respiratory chain complex IV assembly. The coding region runs from base 307 to 513 and encodes 68 amino acids.